This is a messenger RNA of Paraglomus brasilianum, 431 nucleotides long. NCBI's taxonomy places the organism in Eukaryota, Fungi, Glomeromycota, Glomeromycetes, Paraglomerales, Paraglomeraceae. The record is from the annotation of a GenBank genome assembly.
GACAGAUACUUCUAAUAAGCGAGAAUGAAGAAGGGUUUAAGAGAAGGCGGGGUUUAUAUUCAGAGAAAGAGGUGAAUCACUCGACAGCGAAACGCUUAAAGCCCAAAGAAGAUUCUAAAAUAGAGGCUCUGCAAGAACUUUACCAGCUCUAUCCUAGCAUUAAUGGUCAAAGUGUAUGGUUUUUUCCAACACUCAAGAAGUCUGCAGAAGCUUGGAUAAAGACACUCAGUGGCAAACGUUUUUUUAAAGGGAAAAAAUCUGCAUUAGCCAUCAUAUUCUUGGAACCUAGUUGCAAGGGACCAAGUUUAUCGACGAUGAUACGCAAUGACAUGGAGUUUACGGGUAUAACUCUAACGGAAGGUGACAGUUAUUUACGUCUUACAAUCACGGACAGUAGGAACCCUGCAUCAAGCAAGCAUCUCAUGCGUCUG